This is a messenger RNA of Fusarium graminearum PH-1, 1020 nucleotides long. RefSeq lists its product as uncharacterized. The transcript is spliced from 4 exons. Lineage: Eukaryota; Fungi; Ascomycota; Sordariomycetes; Hypocreales; Nectriaceae. Bases 1 to 1020 code for a protein of 339 amino acids. The record is from RefSeq and is a predicted model, not a curated record.
AUGAACGUUAAUCCGUUCCGCAAGACAUACGAUAUUCCUACAUCCGUAUACCUUAUUCUCCGUUGCCGAUUUGACUCAAUAUCGAUGUCUACUAUAACUACAGCCUCUGGUACGGCUUCGCGCACCAAUCUUGGACCGCUCACAACUACAUUCACCUACCCCGCAAGCUGUACCGUCGUUGUCCAAGAGUGUGAUGCCUGCACAAAUGGCUGGCAAGCUCAGACAUGCUCCGAUAACAGCUUCAACGCUCAAGGCGUCCAGGACGAUGCCGAAUGCUGGCCUCCACGCAAAGGCUCACAAUCAACUGGUGUCGCACUAAAUGGCUGGGGAUUUUAUUCGCCUGGUAUUGAAUGUCCAGCCGGGUACACUACGAAAUGCGUUUCAACAGAUGAUGUCGAUGGAGGAUUCACUUUUCAGUUCCCACUAGCGAAGAAAUCGUUCAGUGGAUUCCAGUGCAAAUAUACUUCAGGCGUUGAUAAGGCUCAAACAUGCUUUAGCAUCGCCACCACUGGUUCUUUCGCUGCUGUUCAAUGCUCAUCAGGCAAGAGCAACGGCUUUGGAUACCUCGACAUUCCCAACACAGUCGCAGAAACAAACUCAGGGUCUGAAGAAGCUGUCACCGUUUCAAGUUUCACCGUUUACGCACCGCUCUUCCAACUACACUUUAAGUCUUCGGACCUACCAUCGACAAAGACAGGUUCCAUCACUAUCGAUUCUAUCACAACGUCUUCAUCGGGUUCAUCGUCUUCCGCUGAGCCGACGCAAGCAUCCUCUUCAGGCGGAGGACUUUCGACAGGCGCAAAGGCGGGUAUUGGUGUCGGCGCUGGCUUAGGUUUCAUUGCACUCAUCGGCGUUGCUCUAUUCUUCAUGCGUCGGAGGAAACGCCAUACUGCGGCACCCGCACUUACAGAGGUGCCCAAAUCGGAGCUCACAGCAGGACAGAACCAACAUGCAGCGGAGCUACACGCUCAGUCAACACCCCAAGAGCUACCGGGAGACUCUGUUCCUAGAUACAAGUAG